CUUCUUCUUCACGACGGCGCAGUCCUUCUUCUUCUUUUUCAGUGUGAAUGAUAUUCAGUUUCAGUUCCACAUACAGAUACAGUCUCUUUAGUUUUCCUAUGAUUCUAUCUAUCAGUAUCAGUAUUAUUCAAAAUGCUUCUGAAUUUUAUAAUAAUUUUACAAUUUGUUCAAAUCUGCAUAUAGGACUCUUGUGAACUGGCGAAUAUGGACGACAAGAUCGACGCCGCAGACAAAAAGAAAGCAUGCACUGUGGCACCAGCUCUUGGAUAUGUUAAAUAAGGGCAUCCAAGACUAAGUUAAAAAUGUAGGGACUCCAAGUUAACCCUUGGACCAGCUCUAUUGUUGUGCUGGUUGAUAUUGUAAAAUUGUCACAAAAAAGAGGCAUGAAGGGUAAUCUGGGAGACUGGAAAGAGUUCUUGAACAGCUAUGAUAAAAAGUUUGGGGCAAGUAUGAGUGAUCCAGCAAAGAGGACCCAUGAAGUCUUGGCUGCAUUUCUGAAGACUUUCUCCAUGGAGGAUGAUUUGAAGUUUUUUGGCAACAUCAUGCGACAUCAUUCAAAUCAAUACUCGGUAGAGAAACUGAAAGAUAAAUCUCAUGAUUCACCUGAGCAGGGGCUAGUCCAAAUAACUCUCCAACACCCAUUAUAUCCAUUGGAUUAUUCAUUUCAAUCAAUUGAUGAGAGAUGGGUAAUUAUAAACCUCAGAAAAAAUAAAAAAGUGAUGAGGUCUACUGCAAUGGUUGCUGUUGAUUGUGAAAUGGUUCUCUGUGAAGAUGGGACUGAAGCAUUAGUUGAAGUCUGUGUGGUAGACCACAAUUUAAAGGUCAAGCUACACAAACGUGUAAAACCCGACAAAGCAAUUGUAGACUAUAGAACAGAGGUUACUGGUGUUUCUUCUCGAGAUCUAGAGACAGUUACGUGCACCUUGGCUGAUAUACAGAAAAAGAUGAAGAGGUUGUUAUCAAAUGGAACCAUAUUGGUCGGACACAGUUUAGACAAUGAUCUACGUGUGCUGAAGCUAGAUCAUGUUAGAGUGGUUGACACUGCAUAUAUCUUCCAAUCCUUGGAUGGAUCUAUUCACAGGAAACCUUCUUUGAACGGUUUAUGUCAGGCUGUGUUAGGCUAUGAAGUUCGGGAAAAGGGUGCUCCACAUAAUUGUCUAGAUGAUGCAUGUGCAGCAAUGAAACUUGUUCUUGCAAGGAUCAAGCAUGGCGUCGAUAAAGAAUUUCCAUUUACGUUGGUUCAGGAGCAUGUAAGCUGUCUGGUUUCAGAAAGUGAUAUGACAAAGCUGCUUCUGCACGGGAUACCAACCUCUGUAAACAUUGAAACACUACAUAAAAUUGUUCCUGGAGACUUCACAAUAGAAGUGAAGCCAUCCAGGAAAGGUCAAAGAGCAAAAUAUUCUGCUUUAGCUACCUUUAAGAAUCAACAAGAGGCAUAUGAGGCCUAUGAAAAUGUCCAAGGAAGCCAAACAAAGGAUUCAUUUGGACGUCCACAGAAAGAAGUCAUGUUUCAGCAAAGUACAGGCAUGACUGUGAGUCUAUUUGUUCGGAAAAUGACAGCUGAUGAACCCGAUAACCUGCUUCCAUCUAAGAGAGCUUUGCAAGUGGAUGAGGCAGAUGAGGCAGUUAAUGCUUCCAAAAAAGCAAAAACGGUUCCUCAAAUUGAAGAGGAUGCCCUGAUAGGCUCUACUAAGGGUGACACUUGCACUCACUUGAAAGGGAUUGAAGCCCUGAAUCAACAAUUGAAGCAAAAAGAUUUGGAGAUUGAAUCGUUGAGGGAGCAGUUAAGAAAGAGAGAUUUUGAAGUCUCCAAGCUGCAUAUAAUGAUAUCCUCCUUGAAAAAUCGAACAAACAAAACAGGGAACAAAUUUGCUGCUCUCUAGGAGGAUUGAAUACACAGUACUCCACAUUUACAAAAGUUAUGCCGAGGUUUGGGAGAAACAUGGAGCUUUGGUACAUUUGGUAGUGCUUGUUCUAUUCUGCCAUUCAAAUUUGGAACUAAAAUUUUGUCUCGGAGGGAUGAGCACUUAAAAUGAUGUUAUAAACUAACCAUGAACUUUACACCUGUAACAUCACCCAUUUUUGCAAUUUUGUUAGAUUAGGGUUCUUUCAUAUUGUGGUAUGUAAUUGUUUGAAACAUUUAUUUUAUCUUCUUUCUAGUUCAAACCUGAACUCAUUAAAUAUCAAUGGCAUUGAGGGCUCCCUUUAGGUGUAAGCAUUCAAGUGUUAUCAAAUAGUCAUUCAGAUGAAUUAUGGGCUACUGGUUGAGCUUAUUAGUGCUUAUGAUAUUGGAAAUUUGCUAUUUGAUCU
This is a messenger RNA of Lotus japonicus, 2310 nucleotides long. Its product is annotated as small RNA degrading nuclease 3-like. Lineage: Eukaryota; Viridiplantae; Streptophyta; Magnoliopsida; Fabales; Fabaceae. Bases 384 to 1883 code for a protein of 499 amino acids. Gene Ontology annotation, cellular component: nucleus. The transcript has 13 exons. Gene Ontology annotation, molecular function: nucleic acid binding; exonuclease activity. The record is from RefSeq and is a predicted model, not a curated record.